Messenger RNA from Emys orbicularis (European pond turtle), 1398 nucleotides. It is a transcript of the gene SMOC1, whose product is annotated as SPARC related modular calcium binding 1. Bases 1 to 1398 code for a protein of 465 amino acids. The record is from RefSeq and is a predicted model, not a curated record. The transcript is spliced from 15 exons. Lineage: Eukaryota; Metazoa; Chordata; Testudines; Emydidae. Gene Ontology annotation, biological process: extracellular matrix organization. Gene Ontology annotation, molecular function: heparin binding; calcium ion binding; extracellular matrix binding. Gene Ontology annotation, cellular component: basement membrane.
AUGGUGAUGACUCACAUUUCCCUGUACGGUAUCCAGCUAUCAGUGCACUUGAAGAGCUGUGCCUUUGUAUAUUUUUUAAUAAGCGACCGUGACAGAGACCCACAAUGUAACCUCCACUGCUCCAGGUCCCAGUCCAAACCCCUCUGCGCCUCAGAUGGCCGGACGUACGAGUCAAUGUGUGACUACCAGAGAGCCAAAUGCAGGGACUCAGGUCUGAGUGUGGUGCAUCGAGGCAGAUGCAAAGAUGCUGGCCAAAGUAAGUGUCGAUUAGAGAGGGCUCAGGCACUGGAACAGGCAAAGAAGCCCCAGGAAGCGGUCUUCAUUCCAGAAUGCAAUGAGGAUGGAUCAUUCACACAAGUGCAAUGCCAUACCUACACCGGAUACUGUUGGUGUGUCACUCCCGAUGGCAAACCCAUCAGCGGCUCUUCUGUACAGAAUAAAACUCCUGUAUGUUCAGGUUCAGUAACUGAUAAGCCAUCGAGCCAGGGUAACUCGGGGAGGAAAGUUUCUUUUCGGUUCUUUUUAACCCUCAAUUCAGAUGAUGGUUCGAAGCCCACGCCCACCAUGGAGACCCAGCCUAUUUUUGAUGGUGAAGAAAUCACAGCUCCCACACUUUGGAUCAAACACUUGGUCAUCAAAGAUUCCAAACUGAACAGCUCCAGUAUGAGAAAUUCAGAGAAAGUUCACUCAUGUGACCAGGAGAGACAGAGUGCCUUGGAGGAGGCCAGGCAGAACCCCCGUGAGGGUAUUGUCAUCCCAGAGUGUGCUCCUGGCGGGCUGUACAAACCUGUGCAAUGUCAUCAGUCCACAGGGUACUGCUGGUGUGUCCUGGUGGACACGGGGCGCCCCUUGCCUGGUACUUCUACCCGCUAUGAGACCCCGGUGUGUGAAAGUGAUGCCAGAUCGAAGAGCACAGAGAUUGACGAUCCAUUCAAGGACCGAGAGCUUCCAGGCUGCCCAGAAGGGAAGAAAGUAGAAUUUAUUACCAGCUUACUAGAUGCUCUGACUACGGACAUGGUACAGGCCAUUAACUCAGCUGCACCUGCUGGAGGUGGGAGGCAGGGCACAUCUGAGAGGAAAGAAGAAAAAUUGUGGUUCUCUGAGCCGGAUCCCAGCCACACGCUGGAGGAGCGGGUGGUACAUUGGUACUUCAGCCAGCUGGACAACAAUAGCAGCAGUGACAUCAACAAGCGGGAGAUGAAGCCCUUUAAGCGGUACGUGAAGAAGAAAGCCAAGCCCAAGAAAUGUGCUCGACGCUUCGCUGACUACUGCGACCUCAACAAGGACAAGUCUAUCUCGCUGCAGGAGCUGAAGGGGUGCUUGGGAGUCAGCAAGGAAGGAGGUAGUGCUAGCAGUUUCCCCCAUGGAAAAAGACAAGGCAUUAACCCUUUCAAAUAG